CUAUAUAGGCAGGCCGGGGUCGGUGCUGCUGGUGUAUUCUUGCUCGGUACGCCUGCACGUUGCCAGCAGCAGCACCCGCCCGGAUCCAAGAUAGCAAGCAAGAUGAAGUUCAUGCCGGUUGUCUUCCUGGUGGUUGUGGACUGUCUUGCCCUGGCAUGGGGCCAACUGCAGGCACCGACCGAUGCGGGCGCUGGACGCUGGAAGCCAGCAGGAAGCGGUGGUACGGCAGGGACGGCCGGGGCGGAUCCCGUCCUCACGCAGGAACAGCGGCUGGUCGAGCGCAACAAUGAGGCCCUCAAGACAGCCAUUGGGAGGGCCUUCCCGGUCACGACACCCGCCGAGUACCAGCCGCUGGUGCUGGAGCUGUACGUCCGGUGCCAGGCCGAGCUGGACGGGUGCGCCGAGUUGCUGUGGGCGACGGGGUUACAGCGGGAGUACCGGCUGUGUGCGACCACCCAGCGCCAGAUUUGUGCCCAGCAAAUCCAGGAGCUGCAGGCGGAACUGGCAGCCAUCACCGAGGCGGCCAACCGGCCGUCGGCGGUCGAGCUGUCGCCGGAGGAGGAAGCCAUCCUUUCGCUGCUGGGCCAGUAGCGGAGUUUGGUCGCUUAAAAGGUUUUUACCACCCCCCCCCCCCCUCCCACCCUCC
Anopheles darlingi is the source of this 646-nucleotide messenger RNA. RefSeq lists its product as uncharacterized. NCBI's taxonomy places the organism in Eukaryota, Metazoa, Arthropoda, Insecta, Diptera, Culicidae. The record is from RefSeq and is a predicted model, not a curated record. The transcript is spliced from 2 exons. Bases 103 to 591 code for a protein of 162 amino acids.